This is a messenger RNA of Topomyia yanbarensis, 2602 nucleotides long. RefSeq lists its product as uncharacterized. The record is from RefSeq and is a predicted model, not a curated record. The transcript has 10 exons. Bases 189 to 1355 code for a protein of 388 amino acids. Lineage: Eukaryota; Metazoa; Arthropoda; Insecta; Diptera; Culicidae.
GUUCGCUUAUGUUCAACUGUUUCGCUGUCUAGUGGCUACAGGGACACCGGCUCGCGGAGCAACGGCAUCUAUAUUUAAUGCGCGGUCUAGACGGGCGCAAUGAGAGUUUUAUUUGCUAAAAGUGCGAAAAGUGGUUGUAAAUAGUGCGAUACCGGAGCCUGCAUCCGAGUGGGAGUAACAUCACAAGGAUGAUAUCCCGCUGGGCACAGUUUCUCCUGUUGGUUUCGAGUACCAGAUACUCAUUAAGUUCCACAAUUGUUCCGCCACUGUACCGGUAUGACGAUCAUGAACAAUGUUUGCAGAGUAAUUCUAAGGCAGUUUACUGCGUUUUGGUGAUAAACCUGAAAACGGAUACCGUUGAUCCUCUGGAUUCGAUCCGGAUUGAGUUGGGCUUCCGACGAAAUGAACUGGAAUGGGGCGUUUGUGUCGCUGACUGUGAGCAGGAGCUAGCGGGAUUCAGUGAAAGCGAACGUCAACGAUUGUACUAUCCGAAGUUUACGAUUAAUCACAGAAACAUGUUUCCUACCAAUUACUGGCCGGAAAAGGUAGAACCCUACAAUCUGACGUACGGAAAAUUGCUGAAUUCUUGUGUGAACAACCGACUGCAGCGGGAUUACAACCUCACCCAGCUUGGCCACUCGAAAAUCUGGUAUUGCAUUCGUAUCGAUCCGCCCGAGCAACAAAAUACUGGUUUAGAUUGGCUAACAGUCCUAUUCCUGGCGAUUGUUAUUACACUCACUAUAGCCACGGUAGGCGCUAGUGCAAUAGAUCUGUUCGAUGGUCGCCAUGUAAAAGGUAAUGUGGUCGUAUCAUGCUUUGCCGUGAAACGGAACUGGAUGCGACUUUUGCAGGAUCCUAAGACUGAACUCUACCGGGAUUUCGGAUAUAUCGAUGGACUACGUGUAUUAAUCAAUAUUUUUACGGUGUCCCUCCAUUGUACAAUGACGAGCGUAAUCAUGUCACUAUAUAAUCCAGAAUACGCUGAAAAGAUAAUGAAAAAUCGGUUGAUGCUAAUGCUUACCUCUACGACACCGAUAAGCGUGCAAAACUUUUUCGUCAUAUCCGGGAUGCUGCUGACGGUGCAUUUUCUGAGGGAUAUUCAAAGGAAUCCCACAUUCGACCUAGGAUAUUUUCGAACCAAAAUAAUCAACCGAUUGAUUCGCUUAGUGCCGGUGUAUUAUUUUUUUCUGCAUUUCAGUCUAGUUGGAGAUGGGCUGGUGAGUGAACCACUUAGCCCAAACGGACAGAGAUCCGUGACUUUGGAGCAGCGUAUUUGCUGGAGACAUGGAUGGAAGAACUUCCUGUUUGUGAAUAAUCUACCAGCGGACGAGGAGAAAUGUUUUGCCCAGGGUUGAUAUCUGGGUGCGGAUCAACAAUUAUUCAUUGCUGCCUCGUUUCUACUGGCGCUCAUUUGGAAGUUUCCGAGGAAAACCAAGACUUUACUGUGGAUGGUUGUCAUAGUUUCGGUAAUCAUACCGGCAGCAUUGGUUCACUUGUUGAACCUGGAGACGGUGGCACCCGUUGGACUGUGUGACUCUAAAUUUCUUCUAUACUAUCAACGCUUCUUCAAUCACAUCUAUCAAACAAGCUAUAGUAACAUUCACGCCUACAUUGCUGGAAUAAUCGUAGGAUUCUUAUACCACCAAACGAGAAAUGGCCGGUUGAAUCUUGAAAGCUCAAGGCUGUACAAUUUAGUGAAGAAAGCAUUUCCGUUGAUGAUCCUACUUGGACCGAUCCCUACUUUUCUAUAUUACGAAUACGAAAUUCCUCGCCCAUCAUGGCCGACUACGCUACACUUUGUGUUGUUCCAUAAUUAUGGCAUUAUUUUUGGAUCGCUGUAUACAUUGCUUCCGGAAUCCUCCAGGUCAAUUUCGCCGGUUCCUGAGCUCGCGAUCGAUGACCACUUUGGGAAAACUUUCUUAUAGCGUGUAUGUGCUGCAUGUUUCUCUGCUACGAUGGAUGAUAAACUACAUUCCGAUGAUGGUGCACGUGUCCAUUCCUAACAUACUGAUGCUAUCGGCGGCAACAGUCGUCGCAUCGUAUCUACUAGGACUCGUAGUGUAUCUCGUUAUUGAGCAACCGACGAGCUUGCUGCUGAGACAUUUGUUCUUCGAAGCUCGCAGGACGUCAAAAGUGGACUGAUGGACGUUAUGGAAAGACAGUGAAACCUCGAGAAAACAAAAAAAUACGGCAUAGUUAACAACCGUUGUUUUAAGUUUUACAUCAAAUAUCUAACAACACUUCCAAGCAGCCCUUUAGUACAUUUAGUUUCCAAGCCGAACGUCUGCUGAUGUCACUUUCGUCCAAUCACGAGCUGGCUCAGGAUUGGUUCAAAAAUAGGGGGCAGGGUAGGCGGAUCCUGUCCUAGGUGGAUAGGAAAAUAAACACGAAGAAGAAAAAGGUUAAUUAACAAAGGUUCGCAGCAGAUUUGUGCAGUUUAAGAAUAAUUUAAUUAAACGCUUAAAGUUAAAAAAACGGUGUUGUAAAUCAUAACAAUUAGAAGUACUGUUGCAAAAUCGUUAAAGCUAGUAGAAUGGCUGAGUGAAAUUAAAGCUAAAGGUAAAAUGUGCGAUAAAAUAACAGAAAUAAAUUUAACCUAGAA